Molecule: messenger RNA, 1384 nt
Organism: Guillardia theta CCMP2712
Lineage: Eukaryota; Cryptophyceae; Pyrenomonadales; Geminigeraceae
Exons: 1
Coding region: 23-1384 (453 amino acids)
Source: RefSeq, a predicted model, not a curated record
AGUUUCUGUCCCUUCGCAGACAAUGCAAGGAAAGGAAGGGCGAGGGAUGGCGGCAUGGGGGGCGUCUGGUUCUUCUCGCCUCCUCCUCGUUGCCUCCUUCUCCUUCUCCUUCGCCAUCGCCUUUCUCGUCUUUCUCGUUCCGCCUCCUCUCAAGUCUCUCUCUCUCCUUCUCGAAACUCAACCUUCACCUUCUAGCUCCGUCCCUAUCAAGACUGCCAUCAGGGCUGCCGAGACUGGAGCAGCGCGGGCAGUGGCAGGUGCGAGCAAGCAGGCAGUGGAAGCAGCACUUAUGCAGGCCGCCUUGAGUGUACCCGGGCAAAGAAAGCGCGAAGCUGCUGCUGCAAAAGCUGCUGCGAUGGCCGAGAGGAAGAAACCUUCUGCAGCAUGGUUAGCAGGGGAAAGAGCCUUGGCGGCUCGCAACCCUCUUUCAGCCAUGGUAAGUCUGGCUGGUGAGAACCAGGAAGCAGUUAAAGGAACCAGACGGUUGGGCGCGCCGGUGUUGGCCUCUGACGUACAGGCGUCAUGGGCGCAUGGUUAUCCCAACCCCAGCAGGUUCUUUCACAAGCAAGACAGAUACGUCCACGUGGGGGAAGUGAUCUCUCCCACUGAUCCUCAAGGAAGCGAAGAGGGCGGAGAAGUGAACAGUGAAGAGCAUCAACCGACCUCAGAGCCAGCAGCUCAAGGUGAAGGGGGAAGCCCUCACGAGGAGGAAGCCGACGCGGGUCAAGCUGAACCAGGGGACAAAGGAGGAGAAGAACAGGAAGCCACUGCAAGCGAACCUCCUCUGUGGCAAGACCCCAUGCCCUUGCAUGUCCUCUGCCAUGGCAGGAACGCAUCAUGGUGCUCCCAUGCUGAAGCUCAGGCGGCCAUGGCCAGCUCGCUACCUUCGCUAGCCUCACGGUCUUCAGGCGCCAACAAGCCCGGAGCACCAGUACUCUCUGGUGGUGUUCGUGUACCGGGAGGUCGAGUAGUAUGGGUGCCACUCCAAGCCUUGCAGACGCGUCCUCCAGCCGCUAGUGCCGUCGCGGCGCAAGCUCGUGUGGGAGAUGUCAUUGCUAGUGGUGGUGGGCACGAGGCUCUGUUGGGCCAGAAGCUUGCGGGUCAGGCUUCUCGGCGUCACAAGCAGCUUGCCAGGCAACGUGCGUCUGGCUCAGCUCGCGCAGCUUCUGCUACUCCCCCGUCGUGGGACCCCAAGAAAUUUUACAAGGAAGUCAUCUACAGGAGAAACGGGCAGCCUGCGUACGCGCUAUAUGCCGCACCAAAUGCAGGAAGAUCAGCUCAAGAUCAGCCUGAGCGACGGAUGACCCGCCAAGAGGAGCUAAAGGUGAGGGGAGGAGAAGAGAGCACUGGUAUCCUGACGAAUGGCACAGAAGGCUCUCGCUAG